Mugil cephalus (flathead mullet) is the source of this 951-nucleotide messenger RNA. RefSeq names its product crystallin, gamma MX (gene crygmx). Gene Ontology annotation, biological process: visual perception; lens development in camera-type eye. The record is from RefSeq and is a predicted model, not a curated record. Bases 82 to 609 code for a protein of 175 amino acids. Gene Ontology annotation, molecular function: structural constituent of eye lens. NCBI's taxonomy places the organism in Eukaryota, Metazoa, Chordata, Actinopteri, Mugiliformes, Mugilidae. The transcript has 3 exons.
AAGCCCGUGAUCCCAGCGGGGUCUAUAAAGAGGCCCGGUGCAGCCCAGUGUCUGGUAUAAACUAAACGUAACUCAGUUACAAUGGCCAAGAUCAUCUUUUACGAAGACAGGAACUUCCAGGGUCGUCACCAUGAGUGCACUAGUGACUGCCCGGAGAUGCACGGCUUCUUCACCCGCUGUAACUCGAUAAAAGUUGAUAGCGGCUGCUGGGUGGCUUACGAGAAGCCAAAUUACGGCGGCUACCAGUACAUGCUGCAAAAAGGAGAGUACCCUGACUACCAGCGCUGGGCGGGCUUCAAUGACUGCAUCCGCUCCUGCCGCAUGGUGCCACCUUACACUGGGAACUACAGGAUGAAGAUCUUCGAGCGGUCCGACUUUACCGGCCAGAAUCUGGAGCUAAGCGAUGACUGCCCAGACCUGAACGAGCGUUUCCACACCCGUGACAUCUCCUCUCUCAACGUCAUGGAGGGCUACUGGAUUCUGCACGAACACCCCAACUACAGGGGACGCCAGUACUUCUUGCGUCCCGGAGAAUACAGGAGGCACAGCGAGUGGGGAAGCACCAGCCCCACCUUCGGGUCCCUGAGACGUGUCACUGAGCUAAACUGAUUCUGUUUUUAUUUUUAACCCAUUCACCCCCCGCCCACCCACCCCCAUUGUUGUAGAUUUCCAACCUCUGUGUGGUCUCAACACUGUGGUGUCCAUACCUGAAAUCUCACAUUCUAAUGAUAGGGGGUUAAAUGCAUUGUUGUGAUGUCUGGUUCUAGUUUUAUUGGGUUGUUUUGCACUGUUGGACGAAGUUCCUCCCCAACUUUGUGCUAAAACAACGUUCCCAGUGAAUUUUUUUUUUUUUUUUGCUUUGGUUGCUCCACAGCAAAAUGGUUUGCCUCGCCAGUCCCCAACCUCCUGUCCUACUGGAAUCACAAUAAAUGAAAACUUGAUGAAAGUCAA